This is a messenger RNA of Symsagittifera roscoffensis, 1962 nucleotides long. Its product is annotated as very long chain fatty acid elongase 2-like. Lineage: Eukaryota; Metazoa; Xenacoelomorpha; Acoela; Convolutidae. The transcript is spliced from 3 exons. The record is from RefSeq and is a predicted model, not a curated record. Gene Ontology annotation, cellular component: endoplasmic reticulum membrane. Gene Ontology annotation, biological process: very long-chain fatty acid biosynthetic process; fatty acid elongation, monounsaturated fatty acid; sphingolipid biosynthetic process. Gene Ontology annotation, molecular function: fatty acid elongase activity. Bases 81 to 956 code for a protein of 291 amino acids.
UUUGCUUGGCAUACCUCCAUAACUGACAUCGAACUACUUGAAGACAUUAAACAGAAAAGAAAUUACUGUUUGAUAUAAAUAUGGAUUUUGAGCAAAGGAUUCGCUACGAGAUCAGUACCAUUUUUAACAAGUUUCACCCGCUGAUGAAAAACUACUGGUUUAUUGGCCAAGCGACUGUGUUGGGAUCUACAGUAGCGUAUCUAAUGACCGUUUUGACACUUUGUUUAAUAAUGCGGCGACAAAAACCGAUUCCAGAGAACCUUAUGAAACCAUUAGUAUCCGGCUACAACAUUCUUCAAAUAUCGAUGAACUCGGUUAUUUUUGCAAUCACGACUUUGUCUAUUUUGACGCGGAGCUCGUUUGAAAGUGUUUUUUGUCUACCUCUGUCGCCGAGUUAUGAAUCAUCGGGAGCUGAAAGCUGGGUGCCGACAAGUUAUGGUGCCCUGGAUAAGUGGGAGUCAUUUGGCAACUGGCUCUUCUUCGUGAACAAGUACGUGGAGUUGCUGGACACAGUGUGGAUUGUGUUGCGGAAGAGGUUCAACCAGCUGUCUUUUCUCCACCUGUACCACCACUCCACAGUCAUGAUUGUGUUCUGGCCUCUGGCUACAUUCAUCCCAACAGGUGUGAGUACUUGGAACUCAAUGUGGAACUCGGGCGUUCAUGUUCUGAUGUAUACCUACUACUUUCUAUCCGGCAGAGGAGACACCUACCGACAGUUACUGCGACCAAUCAAACCCUAUCUAACUCGAAUCCAGAUGAUCCAAUUCCUGUUUCUCAUUGGAGUGUCAUGCAGUGCAUGUUAUGAGAUCCACAUCGCCAGGACUUGCAGACAUUCGCUGUUGUAUGGACUCUUCAUGAAUGCCUAUGGAAUGAGUCUCCUGGUUCUGUUCGGAUACUUCUACUUGGAGUCAUACAGAAGAAAAAAUUCAGAGAAAAUAGGAUUCAAAAAAGAAUAAAUUCAAAAGCGUGGAGAAAAAUGACCGAGAGUACGAACAAACAAAGACUUCAAAAACACAAGGAUCGUAAUUUACAUUUUUAAACAAAUAAAAAACAUUAAAUUAUAAAAUAUUAAAUGUUUUUAAACCAUUUUGAAAUAAAACCGAGUCAGAUUUAUAGCACACGUUGUAUAUUGAUUUUAAACAAGACAAAAAAGUUUUACACACAAAAAUUAAAGGCAACAAUUGUUACAUAACUUGAUGAGAGGUAGUAUUACAAACUUUACUUAAGUGAGCUUAAAUCUUCAAAAAGCUAUUACCGCUAAUUUUCCUGCUUUUACCUGCGCGUAGGUUUCAAAAAUCGGUAUGUUUCGGAUCCGCUUUUUACUCGAUUCUGAGCCUCCUAGGAUAAGGGAAGAACAUAUGACAUCUGGAAGCUGCCAGCCUCCGUUUUUGACAACAAAUUAUUGUAAAAAGGGUGACUUGGGUCUUGUUCUGGAAUUGUGUUGGCGAAACUUAAACUCGGAGGGUUCCAGAUGCUUGGAACUUGCGAGCCAAAAAUUGGAUCUGAAGUAGUUGAAGAAUAACUGGGAAGAUUCGAACUACUUGGUGAUUGGCUAAUCCACGAGUACCCUGGAUUUAGAGACGAUGACGCCAUUAAUGGGCUUGAAAAAUCCCUAAUUUGACCAUAUCGAUGCUCUUGUGAAAUAUCGCUGGGUUGGUUUUGAAAUCUGAGCGAUCUUUGAUGUUCACUUGAUAAACUCGACUGAUAAUUUGUUAGAAAGAAGUUACCAUUUAAGGAACUGCAGUUAGAAUUAGUCGAGUUAGAUUGCGGCGACCAUGUGUGAUAGUUUGUGUUUUGAAAGUUGCUCAGAAUAAAAGGGUUCACUGGCGAAUAAUUUGAAAAGAUAUUCAAAUUUGGGUACGAAGUUGGCAUAGUACUUGGGCAAAAAUGAAUUUGAGAAGUGUGGCGACUGAUAUUGUUCACUUGUGGAGUUUUCUUUGGGCAGUUUUGUUUCAGUGAAGA